Microsporum canis CBS 113480 is the source of this 1623-nucleotide messenger RNA. Its product is annotated as mitochondrial inner membrane translocase subunit TIM44. Gene Ontology annotation, molecular function: protein-folding chaperone binding. Lineage: Eukaryota; Fungi; Ascomycota; Eurotiomycetes; Onygenales; Arthrodermataceae. The record is from RefSeq and is a predicted model, not a curated record. The transcript is spliced from 2 exons. Gene Ontology annotation, biological process: protein import into mitochondrial matrix. Gene Ontology annotation, cellular component: mitochondrial inner membrane. The coding region runs from base 1 to 1623 and encodes 540 amino acids.
AUGAUUGGAACAGGAGCACUAUCUCAGCCUACCGCUGCGCGGUUAGUGCUGCGCGGAUGCUCUCCCUUGGCCUCCACCACCCGCGCUCGAGGACAGUUCGCUGGCCGCCGGGUAAUUCCCCCAGCCGCUCUUCGACACUUUAGCACCCCAAACGCCGUUCACUUAACCUCCCGCUCGCUUCUCACAUCGACUGCUGGGUUAUCUCGUCUAUCGAGGCAUACCAGCGACCCCUUGUGGGUAAUCCUUGCUACCAAGAGAACAUUUCACUCCGCAGGUAUCCUACGACAGCAACAGCAGCAAAAACAGCAAAACCCUACAGAUUCUUCUGCCGAGGGCGCUGCGAAGGAUCAAACUUCGGACGAAAGCUCGAAGCAGCAGGGUGAACAGGACCAUUCUAAUGCUAAUAAUGAGGACGGGAAGAAGAAAGAGGAGGCCCCCCCACCUCCCCCCCAUGGUGACAAGACCCCGUGGCAGGUCUUCACAGAGACUCUGAGAUCUGAAUUCAAAGCCUCGAAAGAAUGGAACGAGUCAACCAAGGCACUUGCUUCUUCUGCUCACCAGUUCACAGAGAGUGAGUCGGUAAGGAAGGCUAGAUCCGCCUACGAAGCUGCUACCAGUACUGCCUCGUCGACAACGUCUUCAGCGUUAAAGAAGACAGGAACAGCGAUUGGAAAGGGUGCAGCAUGGACUUGGGAUACUACUGCUGUAAAAGGAAUAAGGAGUGGUGUCGCCGCGACUGGAAAAGGAAUUGAACAGGUCACUCGACCAGUCCGAGAUACCAAAGUGUACAAAACCGCUGUAGGAAAUAUGAAGGAGGUCAUAGAUGAUGGAAGCAGUUCUCGAUAUGGAGGAUGGGUCGAAAAGGAAGAGAGAAGAAAGCGAAGGGAACAAUGGGAGUUGAAGGAAGGCAAGAAAGCAAAGAUAGAACGCAUGGAGGAAGACCCAAACGCUGGGACCAAUGUCACCCUUCAUAAAGAUGCAGCCUGGAAAGAAUCGUGGCGCGAAUUCAGGGACACCAGUCCAAUGAUGCAACGACUAUUCUCUCUGAAGAAUACAUACGAGGAAUCCGAAAAUCCGCUGAUAAGCACCGCACGAAGCAUAUCAGACAGAGUAGCUGGCUUCUUCGCCGAAAACGAGACUGCAAUGGUUAUCAAAACUUUCCGGCAAAUGGACCCAAAUUUCCAGAUCGAGCCGUUCUUACGUGAGAUGCGAGAAUAUAUCCUACCAGAAGUGCUGGACGCUUAUGUCAAGGGUGACGUUGAAACCCUCAAACUAUGGCUAUCUGACGCACAGUUCCAUGUUUAUGCCGCUCUGACGAAACAAUAUAAGACCGCCGGCCUUAAGUCUGACGGCCGCAUACUUGAUAUCCGACAUGUUGAUAUUUCCCAUGCUCGCAUGCUGGAACCGGGAGACAUCCCCGUUUUUAUCAUCACCUGCAGGACACAGGAGGUUCAUGUUUACAGAAAGGAGAAAACUGGUGAACUUGCUGCCGGCAUGGAAGACAAGGUGCAACUUGUCACCUAUGCGAUUGGCGUUACUCGAAUUGCGGACGAGGUGAACAACCCAGAAACUCGUGGCUGGAGGCUUAUUGAGUUGCAAAAGUCUGGCAGAGAUUACAUCUAA